GAACAGGUGGGCCGUCAAGCCAAUUGUGCCAAUAUAUAGCCGGAAACCGACGAUGUUUGAGUGUCCCUCAGGCUUUUGAGACCAAGAACAGAGUAAAGAGAAGCUCUUCACAAUCACAAUGGCACCAAAGAAGGCCAAGAAGAAGGAAGCUGCCAGCUCCAAUGUGUUUAGCAUGUUUGAGCAGUCACAGAUCCAGGAGUUUAAAGAGGCUUUCACCAUCAUGGACCAGAACAGAGAUGGCUUUAUUGACAAAAACGACCUGAGGGACACAUUUGCUGCUCUGGGACGUCUCAACGUUGGCAACGAUGAGCUUGAUGAGAUGCUAAAGGAAGCCUCCGGCCCCAUUAACUUCACCGUCUUCCUCACCAUGUUUGGAGAGAAGCUCAAAGGUACAGACCCCGAGGAGACUAUUCUUAAUGCCUUUAAGAUCUUCGACCCAGAGGGCACAGGAAUCCUUAAAGGAGAUGAGAUCAAAUAUCACCUUAUGUCCCAGGCUGACAAAUUUACUGAGGCUGAGGUAAACCAGAUGUUCACAAACUUCCCCUUGGAUGUGGCUGGCAACUUGGACUACAAAAACCUGUGCUACGUCAUCACCCACGGAGAGGAUAAGGAACAGGAGUAAAAACUACAUUUCCCAUGUUUCUCCAUGUUUGUUCAUGUCCAUUUGUGUGUUGUCUUCCUCUUAAGCUCUGUACCUGUGCCUUUUGUCAAUAAAGAAAUAAAAAAAAUUAAA
Molecule: messenger RNA, 733 nt
Organism: Ctenopharyngodon idella (grass carp)
Lineage: Eukaryota; Metazoa; Chordata; Actinopteri; Cypriniformes; Xenocyprididae
Gene: myl10
Product: myosin, light chain 10, regulatory
Exons: 7
Coding region: 119-622 (167 amino acids)
Cellular component (GO): mitochondrion; cytoplasm
Molecular function (GO): calcium ion binding
Source: RefSeq, a predicted model, not a curated record